AUUCCUUUAUAUCUACGAAACCCACAAACUUUUCCCUUUCUUUCUUUUGGACGUCCACCCCUCCCUUGGAAAAUAGAUCAGAUUCAUACAUUUCUCCAUCGUCACGUCUCCUUCAAUACCCUCUAUCAGCAUCGCACUAUCCGUUUCUGUUCAAGGCGCUGCUUUUCUUACUGCUAGGGUUCUUACGGGAGUAAGGUUUUGUAGAUCGUCAUUUUCAUAAUCUUAAUGGGGCAACAGUCUUUGAUCUAUAGUUUUGUGUCUAGAGGAACCGUGAUCCUCUCCGAGUACACUGAAUUUACCGGAAAUUUCACUUCUAUCGCCUCUCAGUGCCUCCAGAAGCUUCCUGCAACUAACAAUAAGUUCACCUACAACUGCGAUGGACACACUUUCAAUUACCUUGUUGAAGAUGGUUUUACAUACUGUGUUGUUGCUGCCGAAUCUGCUGGCAGACAGGUUCCAAUGGCUUUUCUCGAGCGAAUUAAGGAAGACUUUACCAAGAAAUAUGGUGCAGGGAAAGCUUCUACAGCUGUUGCCAAUAGCCUGAACAAAGAAUUUGGGCCUAAGCUGAAGGAGCAGAUGCAGUAUUGUGUUGAUCAUCCUGAAGAAAUCAGCAAGCUUUCAAAGGUGAAGGCCCAGGUUACAGAAGUCAAAGGUGUGAUGAUGGAAAACAUUGAGAAGGUUCUAGACCGCGGAGAGAAGAUUGAGCUUCUUGUGGAUAAAACGGAGAACCUCCGAUCUCAGGCACAAGAUUUUAGGACACAAGGUACCCAGAUGAGGAGGAAGAUGUGGUUGCAAAACAUGAAGAUAAAGCUGAUAGUUCUCGGUAUCAUUAUCGCCUUGAUUCUCAUUAUAGUCCUAUCGGUUUGCGGUGGUUUCAACUGUGGCAAGUGAAGCAUAUAGACUUGGGCAUAGGAUCUUCAUCCGGGUUUUCUUUCGGUAUUCUUAUUAUCAUUUUGUUGCUGUUUUAUUUGCCAUUUUUGGAUGACACAUACUUGCAUUAUGCAGAAAAUACAAAACCCCAUGUUUUGGGUGCCUACUGUAUAUUUGUACCCUUAAAGACAUCUAUGAUAUAUACUUGGGAAAUAGCUUGAUUUUGUCCUUCA
Messenger RNA from Cynara cardunculus var. scolymus (artichoke), 1103 nucleotides. RefSeq names its product vesicle-associated membrane protein 722-like. NCBI's taxonomy places the organism in Eukaryota, Viridiplantae, Streptophyta, Magnoliopsida, Asterales, Asteraceae. The transcript is spliced from 5 exons. Bases 226 to 891 code for a protein of 221 amino acids. Gene Ontology annotation, biological process: vesicle-mediated transport. The record is from RefSeq and is a predicted model, not a curated record. Gene Ontology annotation, cellular component: membrane.